AUCCUGGAGUCUUCUCCGCCCCCACCUCCACCUGUAUUUAAAAAGGCAAGAAGCUCAGCUUCUUUUGGCUUAAGAGAUUAGUGUUUAAACACAUGAUUUCUCCAAGCCCACUCUGAUAAUAAAUAUCUCUUCCUCAGUAGCUACAUUAAAGAGUUGUCAAGUCUAUCCCUCCCUCAAGAUGAAAAUCUUUAAUUGGAUUCAAAGCAAGAUUAAUGGGAAGCAAAGCACCUACAAGUCAAAUCCAGUGGCAGUCACUCAUCAUAUGCUGCAUCAACCAUGCAAAGAAGAAUUCAGUGACUGGCCUAAUGAACUGCUUGCUAUUGGGACAUUCGGAAAUCUGAAGGAUUCUUCGAAUUUGAAUCAGCCAACUUGUCGUCCUGAUCAUCAACCGGAUCAAAGCCUUACACCUGAAGAAGUUGGACAGCUUCACAAAGAACUGAAACAUCUAUUUCAGGAAGAAAGUACUCCCCUUUCAGCCAAUGGAUCAAAAAAAGAUCUUGAGAAAUUCUUCAACUGUCUCCAGAACUUGGUAGAUGAUGAUCAGCAGGUUCUUGAAAAUAAAGAGAGCAAUUUCAAGCGGAGUAAUAGUCUUGUUCGGGGCCGAGGCCAAGAAUCUGCACAAUUGGAGAACACAAACAAUGGCAUUAGCAAAAAAUCCUUGUCAUAUCUCCUCAAGAAAACAUUCUUCUGCAGCAGUGGAUUCACACCCCCUCCCCCACGCCCUUUGAGAGAUCCAGUACUUCCACAAUCGUCGAAAUUCGAGAAAUCAAGGAUGGAAAAGAUUCUAAGGGCCAUACUACAGAAAAAGAUAUAUCCUCAAGCAACCAUUCCAAGGGGUACUACCACAAGAAAAAGAUACUUAGACAAUAGAGGUGUGAUUGAAAGUGAUAGUGAAGAUGAAGCAUUUGAGACUGUGAAGAAUAAUGGAAGUAAAUGGGACAAAUCAGAUUCUGAUUUCAUUGUACUAGAGAUAUGAUUGGCUUCUUAGCCAGUUCUUGAAAGAUGAGAUUUAUUUCUGUUUCAUAUGGAUAUAUGCAAAUUCAAAUUCUUCUCAAGUUUUAUUUGGUUGGAAGAGUUGAAAGGAAGACUUCCAUCUGCUACUACUGCUGUUAUAUCAUAAGAAGUACAUAUUUCACUUAAUUUUUUUCCAUGGCUAGAUAAGGAUUUCUGUUUUUGUCAUGGUUGGAAAAGCUUCAAUAAGAGGAAAAUAUUGAAAUCUUAGCAAGAGUGAAUGAGAAAUUGGAAUUGCUUCUUUGAUGCAA
Molecule: messenger RNA, 1262 nt
Organism: Lycium barbarum (goji berry)
Lineage: Eukaryota; Viridiplantae; Streptophyta; Magnoliopsida; Solanales; Solanaceae
Product: protein DEEPER ROOTING 1-like
Exons: 6
Coding region: 179-976 (265 amino acids)
Biological process (GO): gravitropism; regulation of growth
Source: RefSeq, a predicted model, not a curated record